AUGACGUCCAAUAAAUGCAGAGGGGGAGGGGCAUCCGUCAGCCCAGGUGAAGCACCUGAACGUAUUCAGAGUUCAGACUCCGUUUUGACAGAAGAACAGAAGACGUCUGGUUCAGGACUGACUGAAGUUCACAGUAUGAGUCUGAGUGUGGAUGAAGAGGAGGACGGAGCAGAGUUAUCCCAUGAUACAAACAGGGGUUUGUCCAUAAAGGAACCUCCAGGGGGCAGUAAUGAACCAGGACCCUCUGAUCCACAAGGUCAGUAUAACAGACCCAGAGCAGAGUCUCCAGUGUCCACAUGUCUGUCCAUGAAGAGUGACCGGUCCAAGGAGAGUCCUCCAUACUUUAGUCCUGAACCUGGACCUUCAGACACAGAAGGUCAGUAUAACAGACCCACAGCAGAGUGUCCAGUGUCCACAUGUCUGUCCAUGAAGAGUGACCGGUCCAAGAAACAUCCUCCAGAGUUUAGUCCUGAACCUGGACCUUCAGACACAGAAGAGACGGAGAGGACUCAUGUUCCUGAGGUGAACCCAGCGUCCUGUUCUUUGUGUCAGAAGGUCCAGAGCGAUCCGGUCCGGACCAGCUGCGGACACUGGUUGUGCAGACAGUGCAUCACUUCAUACUGGGACCAGUCUGGUUCAUCAGGAGACUCCUCCUGUCCCCAGUGUGAAGAAACAUCCAGAACAAGAGCUGAGCUGCAGAUCCACAGCUCUGUCCAAAUUGAACAUAAACUCAGUCUGAGGAGCAGAUGUGAAUGUGUGACUGAAGGAACUGAGGAAACAGGAAGUAGAACCCGUCUAAACCGGAUCUACACUGAGCUCUACAUCACAGAGGGACAGAGUGAAGACGUUCAUACCCAACAUGAGGUGAGGACGCUGGAGACAGUUUCCAAGAAGAUCAUCCAAGAAAGGCCAAUCAGGUGUCAGGACAUCUUCAAAGCCUUACCCGAGCAGCAGAAACCCAUCAGAGUGGUUCUGACCAAUGGCGUGGCUGGAGUUGGAAAAACCUUCUCGGUGCUGAAGUUCACUCUGGACUGGGCCGAGGGUUUAGAAAACCAGGACGUCAGUCUGGUGGUUCCGCUGUCCUUCAGAGAGCUGAACCUGGUCUCAGAUGAGCAGUACAGUCUGCUGACGCUGCUCCAUGUUUUCCAUCCAACAUUACAGAAGGUCACAGCAGAGCAGAUCAGUGUCUGCAAACUUCUGUUCAUCUGCGACGGCCUGGAUGAAAGCAGACUGUCACUGGAUUUCCACCACUGUCAGGUUGUUUCAGACGUCACUCAGAAGUCAUCAGUCAACGUCCUGUUGACCAACCUCAUCAAGGGGAACCUGCUUCCAUCAGCUCUGAUCUGGAUAACAUCUAGACCUGCAGCAGCCAAUCAGAUCCCUCCUUCAUGUGUGGACAGGGUAACAGAGGUCCGAGGCUUCACCACUGAUGACCAGAAGGAGGAGUACUUCAAGAAGAGAUCCACUGAUGAAGAUCUGUCCAAAAAAAUGAUCUCACACAUCAAGACAUCCAGGAGCCUCCACAUCAUGUGUCAAAUCCCAGUCUUCUGCUGGAUCAGUUCUACAGUUCUGGAGCACAUGUUGACUUCAGACCAGAGAGAAGAGCUGCCCAAGACCCUGACAGACCUGUACUCACACUUCAUCAUGGUCCAGACAAAGAGGAAGAAGAAGUACAAAAAAGGACAUAAAACAAGUCUAGAAGAGCUGACAAAGGCAGACAUAGAAGUCCUUCUGAAGUUGGGGAGGCUGGCGUUUGAACAACUGGAGAAAAGAAACAUGAUGUUCUACCAAGAAGACCUGGAUCAGUGUGGUCUGGACGUCACAGAGGCCUUGGUGUACUCAGGAGUUUGUACAGAGAUCUUCAAAACAGAGACUGUAAUCUUCCAGAAAACAAUCUACAGCUUUGUUCACCUGAGUGUUCAGGAGUUUCUGGCUGCAGUCUACAUCUACCACUGUUACACCAGCAACAACACAGAGUUUCUGAUGCGUUUCACAGUCAGUGACAGCCUCAGUGACAGCCUCAGUGACAGCCUCAGUGACAGCCUCAGUGACAGCCUCAGUGACAGCCUCAGUGACAGCCUCAGUGACAGCCUGGAUGUUUUCCUCAGUAAAGUCAUGAUAAAAUCCCUUCAGAGUGAGAACGGACACCUGGAUCUGUUUGUUCGUUUCCUUCAUGGCCUCUGUCUGGAGUCCAACCACAGACUUUUAGGAGGUCUGCUGGGUCCAAAAGAGAACAGACCAGAGAGCAUCCAUGAAGUCAUCAAGAACCUGAAGCAGAUGAACAUUAAGGACAUCUGUCCUGACAGAAGCAUCAACAUCUUCCACUGUCUGACGGAGAUGAAGGACCAAACAGUCCAUCAGGAGAUCCAAGAGUUCCUGAAGUCAGAGAACAGAUCAAAGAAGAAACUGUCUGAGAUCCAGUGUUCAGCUCUGGCCUACAUGUUGCAGAUGUCAGAGGAGGUUCUGGAUGAACUGAACCUGCAGAAGUACGACACAUCAGAUGAAGGAAGACACAGACUGAUCCCAGCUGUGAGGAACUGCAGAGAAGCCAUACUUUAUGGCUGUGGACUCUCACAGACUCACUGUGAAGUUGUGGCCUCAGCUCUGAAGUCUAAUCCUUCACAUCUGAGACUUUUGGAUCUGAGUGCCAACAACCUACAGAACUCAGGAGUGAAACUGGCGUCUGGACUGGAGAGUCCAAACUGCAGACUGGAAACUCUGAGGUUGAAUCACUGCUAUUUGUCACAGAUCAGCUGUUCUUCUGUGGCCUCAGCUCUGAACUCCAAUCCUGCACAUCUGAUAAAACUGGAUCUGAGUGAAAACAACCUCCAGAAUUCAUCACUGAAGGAGCUGUGUGAUUUCCUGCAGAGUCCACAUUGUAAACUACAGGAUCUGAGGUUGUAUAACUGCAGUUUAUCACAGAUCAGCUGUUCUUCUGUGGCCUCAGUUCUGAAGUCCAAUCCUUCACAUCUGAUAAAACUGAAUCUGAGUUACAACAACCUCCAGGAUUCAUCAGUGAAGGAGCUGUGUGAUUUCCUGCAGAGUCCACAUUGUAAACUACAGGAUCUGAGGUUGAGUAACUGCAGUUUAUCACAGAUCAGCUGUUCUUCUGUGGCCUCAGUUCUGAAGUCCAAUCCUUCACAUCUGAUAAAACUGGAUCUGAGUGGAAACAACCUCCAGGAUUCAUCAGUGAAGGAGCUGUGUGAUUUCCUGCAGAGUCCACAUUGUAAACUACAGGAUCUGGGGUUGAAUAACUGCAGUUUAUCACAGAUCAGCUGUUCUUCUGUGGCCUCAGUUCUGAAGUCCAAUCCUUCACAUCUGAUACAACUGGAUCUGAGUGGAAACAACCUCCAGGAUUCAUCACUGAAGGAGCUGUGUGAUUUCCUGCAGAGUCCACAUUGUAAACUACAGGAUCUGAGGUUGAUUAACUGCAGUUUAUCACAGAUCAGCUGUUCUUCUGUGGCCUCAGCUCUGAAGUCCAAUCCUUCACAUCUGAUAAAACUGGAUCUGAGUGAAAACAACUUCCAGGAUUCAGGAGUGAAGGAGCUGUGUGAUUUCCUGCAGAGUCCACAUUGUAAACUACAGGAUCUGAGGUUGAAUUACUGCAGUUUGUCCAAAAUCAGCUGUUCUUAUCUGGCAGCAGCUCUGAAGUCCAAUCCUUCACAUCUGAUAAAACUCUACUUAUGUGAGAACAACCUGAAGGAUUCAGAUGUUAAAGAACUGGAGGACCUUGUUCAGAGUCCACACUGUAAACUGGAGACACUAUGGAGGUGGUGAUCUGUGGAACAGUCACUGUGAUCAGGACUGUGUGAGGAUCAGCUGAGUCCAGAUGAUCGACAGAUGUGAAAGCAGCAGCACAUCCUCACUUCUUCUCCUCCACUCCUCACUUCUUCUCCUCCACUCCUCACCCCUCCCUCUGAUGAUGUCACAGAAGGUGAGGCAGACUUCCUUUAGCUCCGCCUCCUCGGUCCAUCAUGUGACUUUAAAGGCGGUGAAACAUCCUUCCAGAUGAUUCUCUGAGAUGGAUUCAUGAGGAACCACGAAGCACCGAGGAGUGGAGGAGCUGAAAAAGAAGGAACUGACCAGAGGUUUUUCAUUGGAUGUACAGUCAGUGAACCAGUGUGUUCUGUGGAUGGCACUGAGUUAUUUUGUGCUGCCACCCUGUGGACUAAUGGAGAACUACACUGUAUACCUGAAAACUGGACCUGUGAUCAGGCAAGGGACUAUUUUUGGUCAUUUCUGAAUACAUUAUAAGACAGUGACAUCAGCAAUUCCAGAGAGGACAGUGAGUCCACAAUCUGAGGUUCAAUGUGGUCUACUGGGGUCUGUCAGGUCCA
Sphaeramia orbicularis (orbiculate cardinalfish) is the source of this 4337-nucleotide messenger RNA. Its product is annotated as NACHT, LRR and PYD domains-containing protein 14-like. The record is from RefSeq and is a predicted model, not a curated record. Gene Ontology annotation, molecular function: metal ion binding; protein binding. Lineage: Eukaryota; Metazoa; Chordata; Actinopteri; Kurtiformes; Apogonidae. Bases 1 to 3777 code for a protein of 1258 amino acids. The transcript is spliced from 14 exons.